Molecule: messenger RNA, 1134 nt
Organism: Cucurbita pepo subsp. pepo (vegetable marrow)
Lineage: Eukaryota; Viridiplantae; Streptophyta; Magnoliopsida; Cucurbitales; Cucurbitaceae
Source: RefSeq, a predicted model, not a curated record
GAGAGAGCGAGAGAUCGAGGCAAAUGAGAAAUUCGCAGAGAUUUUGAGAGAAUCUGUGUUUUUCCAUUUUUACGGUCUUCCUUUCCUUAUAAAUUUGUGGGGGAAGUGGCGGUUUCUUCAUCGUUUCAAUUCUGCGUUCCAGCAUUCCCCUGUUCUUCCCCUGUUCUUCCCCCUUCCCUUCUCUUCUCCUCUGUUUUUCCCCCAUUUCCAUUGCAAUCUUCUUCUCUCCAUUAAAGGGUUUCACCCGGAGAGGGGUUUGAUUGAAGGGCUACUCCGUUUUUCACUGAUUAGGAUCAAAAUGGAAGGAAAGAAGCAUGUGGGUGCCGAGUCCGAGUCCGAGUCCUCUUCUUCUCGCACUACUGACCCGUUUGGUUCCAAACACAGCUCCUAUUCUUCCACCACUGGGAUUUUUGGCUCUAUAUUUGCUCCUUCUUCCAAGGUGUUAGGGAGAGACUCUCUGCUCUCUCAGGCCAAAGAGGGAGAGAGGCAUUCUGUGAAUGGGCCAUGGAUCCCCAACGCUGAAGCUCAAGAUGAUAGUGGUAGUCAUAGACAAAAGGAGAGACAGGAGAAGAAGGAUAAAGACAUGAGUGCCAUUUAUCAGGAACAAGGAGCUCAACCAUGUCAUCUUAGCUCAUCAAUCUAUUAUGGUGGCCAAGACGUUUAUGCUCAUCCUCAGAAUUCCCACUAUUCCGAGUUCAAGGAGGGGGGAGAAGAUGAUUCUGGGAGUGCUUCAAGAGGAAAUUGGUGGCAAGGGUCUCUCUAUUACUAGACCACCAAACUCCACAAGCUCUCCUUAGAAUUUCAAAGUUAAUAUGCAGGUACAUAGGAUCAUAGAGCUGAAGAACUACUUCUACUUCAACUCUUAUUGUAUGAAGGUAGACGCGAGCGAGAUCGUUGUGAGAAAAAGCUGGUUGUCGUUCUCCAGCCGAAACAACAGAAUCUCUUUUAAGUGAAUUAUUAAUAGUUAUAAGCAUCUUUCUCAAUUUUACUGUAAAGAAUGCUGCUACUGCUGGCUGCUUCUGUUUGUUGUUGUUGUUUAAACCUCCAUAAAGGAGAUCUGGGUUGCUGUUUGUUUGUUAGUAUCACAUUGGAAACUGAAUCGAAAUCUUGAAUAUACAUAUAUCUUUCUCAGAA